AUGGGUUCCGGCGUGGCCCGGCACCAGCGCAUCUUUUCUAUAUGCGUGACUUUGCACAUGCUGAAGCACAGAGCAAAAUGUUAUGAAAAAGCAUUUUUGCAACUGAAUUCCUCCAAAAUUGAUCCCAUUAUCCAUGUGCCUGCACGGUCACCAGUUCCUUCUAGCUCACCUCGUGUCCUGAAGUUGGUAUGCUAUUACAGUUUCCCAUAUAAGGACGAUUUAAAGCCUGAAAGAAUUGAUCCUGGUCUCUGUACUCACAUAAACAUUGCAUCUUUGGCUGUAACCAACAAAUCACUAAGUGAAAUUACUCCAGAGAUAUCCAAGGUUAUUAAGGAAGUUGUGGCAUUGAAAACUCAAAAACCUCUUCUGAAAGUUCUCUUAUGUAUUGGUGGAUAUUCUGCGCCUGGAGGAUUUAAUGAUAUGGUGAAAAAGCAUGAAGACAGAAAAAGAUUCAUUAGACAGGUUUUGCAAGUGCUAAAAGACUACUCCUUGGAUGGUGUUGACUUAGACUGGGAGUUUCCAUCGUGGCCAGAGGAAGAUAAGCAAGAGAAAAUUGAUUUCAAUGUAUUACUGCGUGAAUUCCGAGAAGCAUUUGAAGAGGAACAUAAACCGUUUCUUCUUAGUGUAGCUGUUGGUAGCCCUGGGUCUAUUAUUGACCAAAGUUAUGAUGUUGAAGAGAUGGCCAAGCAUGUCGACUAUGUGAACUUGAUGGCUUACGAUUACCAUUUCUAUGUCUGGUACUUCCCAGUCACAGGAGCAAACGCUCCACUUUUCCGACGACCAGGUGAAAAAGGCUUUUUGGCUACUCUAAACACCAAUUGGUCAUCUUGGUAUUGGGUCCAGAAGGGAAUGCCCAAAGAGAAGAUAGUUGUUGGUGUUCCUACGUACGGCCAUUCAUUUAGAUUAGUAAAUGCAGACAAUCAUGGUUGGUCAGCUCCAGUCUCUGAUAUUGGCAAACUUGGUUCAAAUGGUUUUGUGACCUAUCCAGAGGUGUGUUGGUUUCUUACCAAAGAAGGAGCUGCACAUGAGUAUGAUAUGGAUAGUCAAGUUCCAUAUGCAUAUUUGGGUCAAGAGUGGGUGUCAUAUGAUGAUAUGAGAAGUAUAGCAUCUAAGGCAACUUACGUGGCCAAUCAUUUCUUUGCUGGAGUUAUGGUAUUUUCUUUGAAUCAAGAUGAUUACAAUGGACUCUGUGAUGGAGCCCCCUUUGUUCUCACACAGCAAGUGAGGAAUGUUCUUUUUGAUCAAUUAUGACAAAUAGAGAGAGGUUUAUCUAAAGCUCUUGGUAUACAUCAGUUUUAACUAAUGUAUACCAAUGGAAGACUGGUAUUACAUGAAAUGUUUGCUUUCUUGAUUAUAUUAAUUUCUCAGAAUUAUCUCUCUCACUGUCGUAGUCUCUUAGUUCUAUCAAUUAAUGCCUGUCCUUGGACUCGUAACUGAAUUGGUAUAAAUAGUGCAUUAGUUAUAUUGUAUGUAUUUAGUUCAUUUCUCUUAAAGUUGUCAUGUUUCGUGACUUCUGUAUUUUAUAUCUCAGAUAACUGCUGUUCCAUUGAGCUUAAUGUUUUGUAGUUUUAUCUAGUUUUCUGGUUAGAAUCCGAUAGUUACUUAUGUAGGAAAUAAUUACAUAUUUCAAACUGCAGUAUUGCUAGAAUGCAGUGUCCUUGUGCAGCUAUUAGAUUUUAAGAAUAUUAUGGUGCUUUGCACGGUUUAGCAAUAUAAACCCAAUAUGUAUAGAAGCUAGCUCACCAGGAAUAGAACUCCUGAUAUAUCCUAAAAUUAGCAUUGUCAUUUGAGUUUCCUGAGACAAUGUUUAAAAUUUUUGGAAAGGUUUCAGUCUGUGAUGCAAGAAUGUUAAUUUUAUCAUUUGUCUUGUAAUCAGUAGUUAUUAUAUCAAACUACUAUAUCUGUUAAAAGAUAUUCAUGAGUACAUUCCAAAAACUUUCACUAAUAUUUAUAUGACACUUUCCAUUAUUGUGGUGCAUCUUUAUUACAUUGCCUAGUGUUCAGUUCAUAAUUUAUCAAAUCAUUCACUACCUUGUAUUACUGGUGUUUUUGCCAAUAAUCAGGGUUUUCCAUAAACGUAGUCUGUGAUGCAAAAGUAUUAUUUCUUAAUAAUUGUUGGUAUGUGCAUAUAUUUGAGUAGGUUUCAUUUCUCUACUUUUUUUGUAAUUGGAUGUAUUGUAAUAUAUGUCUAUUUUGGUGUAGGUGAUCAUAUUUUAAACUUCAGAGGUCUGUAUUGAUUGUACUUAAGAGUUCUUUUCAAUCUGAUUUCUCUGUUUGCUGUAUUGUAGCAUUCGUCCUACUGCAUAUGUUAUGUGUUAAUUCCCAACAUAAAAAUAGUAUGAGCGUAACAAUAUUAUUUUAUAUAAGUGAUCUGUUGUGGUUAUGAUACAGUAAAUAUUUUUGACUUCAGAGAGGUCAUGUACUAUACAGAAUGUUUAACGAGUAUUAAUUGUUGACUUUUGAGAACUUUUGUUUAAGAGGAAGACUGAGAUUAUAAUAUCUGUCCUUUGACUGGCAUCUUCAUUUAAUGUUUUGGGGCAGUGAUAUGGACUCAUGAUAUUUGUUGACAGUGAAAUUGUUAUUAUGUACAUUGUGAAUACACAUUCUCUUUAGUAUUCUUCAAUAUAAAGAUCAUUGGUAAAAGCACAAGUGCUACUGAAAAUUAAUAUGAUAUGGCAGUUAGUGUACUACUUUCAUAAAUUGAUGAAUGUUUAAACUUGACACUGUAUUUGAAAGGAAGGAAGAAAAAUAUCUACCACAGUGUUCCAGACUAGUUGAUUCAAAUUUUAUGUUGCCUCAUAGGUUGGAAUUCUUGCCAACUUUAUGUACCAGAAAAAUUGCCUUGAUCACACAGGACUCUUGCCACAUCUGCCAUUUUGUCUUAACGGUGCUAAAUUGUUCAAAACAAAUACCACAAAACUAAAGAAGUGGUUGAAAGAAUUUGUUAUUAAAUUGUGAGGAUAUUAAACUGACGUUUCCAAGAGUAUUUGCUCAUUCAUAUUUUAAAUGUGUAUGCCUAGAUUUUAAUGUUCUGUCAAAUCUGUGGUUACCUUUGUCACUAAGGUAAAACUCUCUUGCCAGGCAUUGCUCAUUUUACUUUGUUUUUCUAAUAAGCAUUUAAAUUUUGUUUCCUUCAAUUGUUUGUCUUAUUUGUAAGUGCCAGUAAAUUUGUUAUUGACUGCUCAUUACAAAUUAGUGUGAUAAAUUAAUUUUGAAGAAAUUUAUAGAUUCGGUAUAUAUUACUUCAUAUACUUAUAUAGUAUGAAGAAAGAAAAUUCAGAAUUGGAAUCAUCUCUUAACAUUCAUCAUCCCAUCUGAUAACAUUUUAUGCUAUGAAUAAUGAAAAUUGUAUUUUUAAAAGUUUUGCCGCAUAAUUUGUUUUGAAUUUUUAGUUGAAGUUUACUUUUUCCUUUGGUCAAAUGAUUUUUCUGUGUAUUCUGCUAUUCCUGCCUUCUGAUGCUGUGAUUUUUUCUAUAUACCAUUCAUGAUUAUCUUUACUCAAGUGCUCAGUAGGUGUUUCCAACAGGGCUUGGAUUUUUCUGCUGUUAUUGCUGCUUGUAAUUUUCAAUGUGAUUUCAGGAUGGUCAUGCAUGAUAAGUAUUCAUUGGGUUUUCAGUGGUAUUUCUGACUAGUGUAAUUGCUAUAUAUUUUGAUCUUUUAUUUAUUUACCGUUUUAACAGUCACAUGCGAAUGCCAUUCUGAUACGCGAAGAACAUCAAAGUAGGAGGUGGGGGGAUCAAGAGAACACCCUAAAUAUAUUGCAAUAUCAUUGAAUGCAAAUUUUAUAUAUUUAAUAAUUGAUGAUACACAUUUUGAGCAAUAUAUAACAAUUAUUUUCUGUUGGUUUGUUUCAAAUUGUUUUGUUUUUGAGGUAGGGCAUGGUCGUAGAUAUUUUGAAUAUUUUUCUGUACCUGUGGUUCUUUCCAUGGGAACAUAGACAGACCUGUCAUUUUUUUGAAGAACUACUUCAGCUUUCACUAAAUUGCUGAGAUUUCACAUCUGUUAUCUGUAUUGACAGAUUCUAAAAUAAUAUUUCUGUGUGUUUAUCGGCAACAAAAAACGCAAACGUGGGCUAUGGGUUAUGGGUAAAAAACAACAAAAAGGUUUAGGAAGGUUCUAGUAAUAAAAGGCCUGAUUGAUGAAAGAGUAACUCCUUACUUAAACAAAGAUAAAGCAAAAAACUAUGUCGUGGUUUAUUAUUGAGCCCCACUUAUUUGCUUGCGAUGGUGAAUAAGAACAUUUUUUGUUUGUUUGUGCAAUGUAUCUUUAUAGUUUGUAGAGGUGAAAGGUUUGUCUAAAAGAGACCACUUCAAAUACAAUCUUGAAGUUGAAGUUGUUUUAUUAGCUUGAGAACAUUUGAUUAAUAUAUAUUUUUCAGAUCAUGAUUUUUUAAGAAAAUUAUAAUUUUGCUUUUAAGCAUUAGGGUCAAAUAUCUUACGGAGUCCAAAAAUUUAGAUAUUUAAAGGGCAGAACGAUUCCUGUUGGGAAUAUAAUGAAUAAAAUUCAAUAUUUUCACCUUUAUUUGUCUCCUGUAGAUAGUGAGAGAGAUGUUUGCAUGUGAUGCUGCAUUUAUGAUUUGUUGUGUACUUAAUUGUUAUGUACUGAUAAAAUAUUCAGUGUUUAUAACAGAGCUUAAUGGAAAAGAAUAUUUAACUGUUCAUGUGGUAGUGUGCUUAGUUCCCAUGUAUUUAAUUUGUUUACUUAAUGAUUCAUUUUAAAUUCAUGUACUAAUACAUGUACAUUAUUUUAGCAAAUUAUUAGUAAUAAAGUAUUACUUACAAUGCCAAUUGCUUUUUUUACCUCUUAAAAAAUGUUUUAUUCUUUUUCUGCUUUAAGAUUUUUGUAAAAUGUGAAUAUUAGUGUGCAAGUGUAGAUCAAAAGAAACUGUAUACCAAACCAAUGUACAAAGAUAGUUGUGUAGUAUUUUUACAUUAUAAUUUAAAGUAACACAUAUAACCGUGUUUUACUUCAUUGUCAUGUAGGCAGAACGCAGUGAUUUGUAUAUCUGGGACACCAAAGUAACGAUUCCCACUUGGCUCCUGAGUGGAACAUUUAUAGCCCAUAGCCAUGGUCUACUCUUACGUAUAAAAUUAGUAGGAAAAAUCUUAGGAAGUGACCUACAGAUUUUUAAUUUAAAUCGCAACAAUUUUCUUUAUGUAUUUAUUGAAGUAGUUAGAUGGAUGUUGCAAUUAAAAAGGAAAAGUUCUGUCACUCCAUGAACUUGAUACUAUAUUAUAACUACAAACUUACAAAACUAUUCAAUCUGAACUCGUAGGCUUCUGUGGCCAGUCAAGUGAAUAAUCUUGCCUGUGUGGGUAAUGUCGCAUCGAAGGCUUGUAAUGCCGUUUCCAACAUCUUGUCGUGGUCUUCCUCACAAUGAAAGUAGUGCCAAAUGUGUGACUUUGCUAAAUGACAUUUCCCACAACAUGUUCUCUUGCAAAAAAGUGAUAUAUUAGGGGGACUUAGAACAACACCUUUUGGUAUAGACAUUGAUUUGUUGUUAUGACAAAAGAAAAUGACACAUUUUUGUAUGACUUUUUUGCAAUUUUCAUCUAUUCCGCCUAAUAAGUCUUUUUUUUAUCUUUUCCCAUAAUUUUUGAAGCUUUUUUCA
Molecule: messenger RNA, 5611 nt
Organism: Gryllus bimaculatus (two-spotted cricket)
Lineage: Eukaryota; Metazoa; Arthropoda; Insecta; Orthoptera; Gryllidae
Source: the annotation of a GenBank genome assembly